This is a messenger RNA of Exophiala oligosperma, 861 nucleotides long. RefSeq lists its product as uncharacterized. Bases 1 to 861 code for a protein of 286 amino acids. Lineage: Eukaryota; Fungi; Ascomycota; Eurotiomycetes; Chaetothyriales; Herpotrichiellaceae. Gene Ontology annotation, biological process: fungal-type cell wall organization. Gene Ontology annotation, cellular component: plasma membrane; cell cortex of cell tip. The transcript is spliced from 3 exons. The record is from RefSeq and is a predicted model, not a curated record.
AUGCGCUUUUCCUCGGUCUUGACGCUGGCGUGUUCCAUUGCUGCCUUGGUCCUCACUCUGCUGUGCCUUUUUGCUGGAUCGAGCAAAUCAUUCCUUCAGGAUGCCGAUCUGUUGACGCUCAAUAUCUCCCGAAUCGGACAUGGGAGCCUUUUCAACACCACAGAUGGAGAUGGAAGUGCUCUGGAUAAUAUCCUCAACAGCCUCGAGAGCGACCUCAAUAACCUUCUCAAUGAUUUCAGCUCCGACGUCGCCACGGCCUUGGACCUGCCCGAUUUCUUCAACGUUCAUCUAAUGGAUUUCUGCGAGGGAACAUACAAGCCGAAUGCGACCGUACGCAAUGCGAAAGAAAAUAUUACAGAAUGCUCCAACCGAACUGUCGGGUUUCACUUUGAACCUACCAAGAUUGUGCAAGAACAUCUGCCGGAUGGCAUUACGCUGGAUGACAUCCACUGGCCCGAUGAGAUUACGGAUUCGGAAAAGGCCGUCAGAGUGGCCAGUGUCGCCAUGACGGCAUUGUAUAUUAUUGGUAUCGCGUUCGCUGGCAUAGCUGUCCUGGGAGCUCUUGCGGGUAUCUUUGUGGAUGGACGGUUGUCCGCAAUGGUCAAUUUUCUCAUUGAUGUGCUUGCAUUCCUCAGCAUCGGUAUAGCGUCGGCGAUUGCUACCGCGGUCAUCGUCAAGGCCGUGCAUGCGGUUAAUAAACACGGACAUGACAUUGGCAUUGCUGCUGACAAGGGAGGCAAGUUCUUGGGAAUGACCUGGGCAGCCACUGCGGUCAUGCUUCUGGCGUCAGUCGUGUCCAUUGCCCAGUGCUGUGCGCCGAGAUCAAGAAGCCGACGAUACGGCGAGAAGGGAUCAUAUUAG